Molecule: messenger RNA, 2079 nt
Organism: Mytilinidion resinicola
Lineage: Eukaryota; Fungi; Ascomycota; Dothideomycetes; Mytilinidiales; Mytilinidiaceae
Exons: 2
Coding region: 1-2079 (692 amino acids)
Molecular function (GO): protein binding
Source: RefSeq, a predicted model, not a curated record
AUGUUAGCCCUGAAAAAGGAGACUUCAGUGAACAGGCGGGACAUUGAGUCGUACAAAACAGGACCGCGCAAUACCGAAAGCAAACUCGAACCGCGAGGAUAUCGAGUGAGCCGUGAGAUGGAACUGAAAUACGCAGAGGAUCCUUUGGAGCUGGCGAAGUUUGUUUCGGAUCGGUUGAGCAAGGGGCAUGAGAAGGAAAUGCUGGACUUGGUUAGGCUAGCCAGCAAGAAAGGCAUAAGCUGUGUCGUGAGCUGGAAUCACUUGAUAAACCACGAGUUCCUCAAAGGUCGUCUAAACAAUGCAUACAAGAUCUAUAAUGAAAUGAAGAAGCGCGGGCAAUCUCCCGAUGCUUUCACGUACACCAUCCUCCUCCGCGGCUAUGCAGAACAUGCCCAUGUGCGCAACGUCCUAGGACAAGCAUUGUCCAUAUACCACUCCAUGUCAGCGCCCAAUUCGAAGGUCCCUCCAUCUGUCAUACACACCAACGCAGCCCUCAAGGUCUGUGUCCGCGCGAACAAUUCGGAUGCUGUGUGGAGCAUUGCAGCCAAAAUCCCAGACGGAGGACCCAACGCCGCUAACGCUCUCACCUUUACCACGAUCUUGAACUUCCUACGACAAAACGCCCUUAUCAAUGGUCCUGAAGGAGAGACUGAAGAACAAGCAACUCUUCGGCGUGAACGAGCAAUAGUCGAUGGUAGAAGGAUAUGGGUUGAUGUGGCGGGAAAGUGGAGUGCUUCACAACUAAAAAUCGACGAAGAGCUCGUCUGUGCAAUGGGCCGCUUACUCCUCAUUGGAUCCCGGCCACGAGACUGGGAUGAUGUGUUAUCUCUUCUGGCACAGACUAUGGAUAUCCCGCGACUUGUUCCCCGCCUUGGCACGCGGAAUGCCGACGGCGAGCUUGAUAAGGCCACUAAACGACUUCUUGAGAGAGAGCCCGAAGCUCUCCGUGAAGUGGAGCUAGAGGCGUAUGAUCCUGAAACUGGGCCGUCCCGAGGAGCCGAAUUUCUCCCCCUAAACCAGAAGACCGUGGGUGGUGGAAAAGCAUGGCCUCUUCUCUAUGUAACACCUGGCAACAAUACCCUAUCCGUCAUCCAAGAAGCGUGCUUAAAGAUCAUUGCCAACCAGGAAUCAACAACUUACUGGAACCUCCUUACCGACAGCUAUGGCAUCAAGCCAGACCUGAAUAACCUGAACAUGCGCCUGCGCAUCAUUCGCCAAAACCGCGCCUCAAGGGAGGCCGUUGAGCUGAUUGAGAAUGAUCUAGUGGGUUCUGACAAGAGGCCUACGCGCGGGACAUUCCGGAUUGCUAUGAGCGUCUGCAAACGCGACAAGAACAAUCCUAGUGUACUCGACCAUGCGGGUCGAAUUCUAGAUGUCAUGACAUCUACACUCGCCGAUGCGGAUGCUAAGACAUCAAGCGCGUAUGCAGAUCUAGUCUUUCUUGUUGCGCCAAACAGUGAGGCCAUUAAGAUCGCGCUGCUCAAGCUAGAACCUGUCCUCGCAAGCAUCAAGAUUCAAUUGGGCGUGGGGAAGGACUCUGGGGCAGAAAUAUCGCACUCCGGACCAAUGCCACUCACGGCUGAAGAAAGGACGGAUGCAAUGGAGACUAUAAGAAGUAUCUAUCGGCUUUACGAACGUAUAGUACUCAGGGAGGAGAUGGCGGAUGAUGAAAGGAGACCAUACAUAGAGGGGAGAAGUCGAUUAAGUGCUUUGCUUAAUCGACUUGACUAUGUGCUUAGACGAAAGGCAGCGGCGCUGAGGGAGACCACACGCAACCAGAAACAAAAUUAUGCGGAAAUGCCGCCAGAAGAAGACGAGGAUGAUGAGGGCGGGAUUCGACAGAGUCGGAAGAAAAUCCGUGCAAGAGAUCGCAAGGAUGAUGUGGAGGUAUUCGAAGCUUGGGAGGAUCGCUACACGGAGAUACGAGGCCGCGCAAGCAAACGGGCUACCGAGCCACAGAAAGAAGUCACAGAACGGAGGUCUCGACGGGAUGGUGGUGAUCAGUGGAAUGGCUUUGAUCAUCGAGGUAAAGGCCGCGAGUAUCGCGAAGGUGGAACCCAUUUUGGAGUGGCACUGUAA